AUUUCGUUAUUAAAUUUUAUUGACUUUCUAUCUGUUGACAAACGGUUUACUCCAAAAUACAAAAGUUCGAUUUUGAUUUGCGUUUCUAGCAGCUUUGUGUAUCAUACAAAAUACAAUUUCUUGUGGAAUAUUGUUGAUCCGUACAAUUAAUAUAUUGUUUAUUGAUUUAGAAAUAUGGGAACAUUAUUUGAUCAUUUAAAAAGUCUUUUCGAAUACGAAUUGUACUCGAAUACCAGGACGUUGUCCAACCUAAUACUGGCCGUGUUUGACAGUAAUAGAUCCGUGUUAACGGCGCAGCAGCACUUUUCGACUCUAAUUUAUUAUGCAGAGUCACUAUUCCAAGAGCAUCAAUAUCGAGAAGCAGAGGGAGUUUUCCGUCAGGCACUGCAAGCCAAGCGGAAUCUGCCAAAAACCAAAUCUCCUAUUGGUAAAGGAAACGAGAAUCCUCCGGAUAUUUUCUCAGAGGUUGAAAUAAAAUACAAAACAGCUAGAUGUUUAAUCGAGAUAAAACGUUUCCGGGAUGCUAUCGUAAUGUUGCAAUCGCUUUCCAUCAAACAGCGGACACCAAAAGUAAACAUGCUUCUGAGUCGUCUGUAUCAUAAUCACGGCCACGAAAGGAGUGCUAUUGGCACAUAUAAAGAAGUAUUGAAAGAUUGUCCUCUUGCUUUCGAAGCUGUUGAAGGAUUAUUGUCGUUGGGGACAAACGGAAUCGAGGUUAAUACGCUGAUACUCGAUGCAACUCUUGCACCCCAGUGCAGUGACUGGCUGAGCAACUGGAUAAAAGCCCAUGCUCACAUGCAGAAUAGGAAAUACUCAGAGGCUAUACAAACUUUUCGGUCUAUUGAAUCAAACACAUCCUUGUCCAACUAUCAUCAGCUUUUGGUUCAGAUUGGCGAAUGCUAUUACCAUAACGGCGAGUAUGAGAAUGCUUACACCUAUUUGAAACGAGCUCACAGCUUGUAUCCCUACAUGAAAAACGGAAUCCAAAUUCUGGCAAUAUUAAUGGCUAAAAAGAAGAAAAUGAAUGAACUUGAAAAAAUGAUUGCACCCACAUCCACUUUUCCAAUGGAAUACUCAUCGGAAAUGUGGUUUGUGAUGGCUCAGUAUCUCUACUCCACGGCCAAGUACGACAAAGCGGUUUAUUUUGUGCAAAAGGCGUGCUUCCUGAAUCCUAAGAAUGCCGAAGCGCUGAUUCUAAAGGCGGAAAUCCUGCUGCAACUGAAGAAGUAUCAGGAGGCGAUAGCCCACCUACGCUUUGCUCAGCAGUUUGCUCCUUAUCGCUACGAGGUGCAUAAGGUUCUGGUCGACACCUAUCUGAACAUGAAUCGUCUCCGGGAGGCGCAGGCCCAAGCACUGAAGGCCCUUAAAGCUAUCGGAGAAACGCCACGACUCCUCGUGCUUUUGGGACGAACUUACUUGAAGGACGACACCACGAAGGCAAAAGCUAAAACAUUAUUUACUAAGGCUCUGGAAAUGAACGAAAAUUAUUUGCCGGCGGUCUACCUGUUGGCCGAUCUGUACCGCCAAGAAAAUGAUGCAUCCAGCUGCAUAAAACUGCUGAAGAAGCACGCUUCGCUUACUCAAAACUGCAAGCUCCACGCCAUGCUGGGGGAUCUUUUGAGUAAUGACAAGGACCAUUCCGGAGCAUUGGAGCAUUAUACCAUUGCAUUGAAUCUCGAUCCAACAAAUCGUUGCGCAAUGGCAGGACUAUUGGCAAUGGGUCAAAGCGCGGGUGGUGCUAGUGGCGUUCCAGGUUCAUCCUAUUUGGAAUCAUCGAUGGUAGAGGAAGGCAGUGAUAUGCAAGAUAACCCACUUGAAAUGAUAGAAAUUCCUCAUAGCGCCCAGAACGACCUUGGAUCCGAAAGCGAUAUUAUGUGGUCCGAUGUGGAGAUCGAGAUCAAUCAAUAAACGUGUCUGUUUGUGAUGUAUUAUGUUGUUUGUAUAACAUUAACACACAUUGCAUUCUAUAAAUAUUAAGAAAUAAAUUAGACAUAAACACUUUCCUCUUUAUUCCGAA
Armigeres subalbatus is the source of this 2017-nucleotide messenger RNA. RefSeq names its product anaphase-promoting complex subunit 7 (gene APC7). Gene Ontology annotation, cellular component: anaphase-promoting complex. The record is from RefSeq and is a predicted model, not a curated record. Lineage: Eukaryota; Metazoa; Arthropoda; Insecta; Diptera; Culicidae. Gene Ontology annotation, biological process: cell division; protein ubiquitination; positive regulation of mitotic metaphase/anaphase transition. Gene Ontology annotation, molecular function: protein binding. The coding region runs from base 175 to 1908 and encodes 577 amino acids. The transcript is spliced from 4 exons.